AUGAGGACCAACAGGUCUCCAGAGGAGAGCACUGAGGGAGAUGCCAGAAGAACAGAGUGCAAGCCCACGGUGAGAGAUGCUUUCAAAGACAUCUCCGUAUACUUCUCCAAGGAAGAAUGGGAAGAAAUAGGAAAAUGGGAAAUAAUCCGAUAUAGGAAUGUGAAAAGAAACUACGAAGCACUGAUUGCUAUAGGGUUCAGAGCCACUCGACCGGAUUUCAUGCCUCACCGCAGGCAGGUCAUCAAGCCCCAGGUAGAUGACACUGAGGAUUCUGAUGAAGAAUGGACACCAAGGCAGCAAGGUGAGAGGCCGGGAGGAUGUGGAGGUGUCUUCCUGAAACCAGCAUGGAUGGCCUUCAGAGUGGAGCACAGUAAACACCAGAAGAGAAUGUCCAGGGCACCAUUAAGUAAGGAAUCUAGUUUGAAGGAAUUGCCGGGAGCAGCAAAAUCACUGAAGACAAGUGGCUCCAAGCAGGCUCAGAAACCAGUGCCCCAUCACAGAAAAGCAAGGACCCCUGGACAGCACCCCAGACAAAAAGUCGAACUCAGAAGAAAGGAGACUGGAGUGAGGAGGUACAGUCUACGGGAAAGAAAGGGCCACGUGUACCGAGAGGUCAGCGAGCCCCAGGAUGACGACUACCUCUAUUGUGAGGAGUGUCAGAACUUCUUCACUGACAGCUGUGCUGCCCAUGGGCCCCCAACCUUUGUAAAGGACUGUGCAGUGGAAAAGGGGCAUGCCAACCACUCAGCCCUCACUCUGCCCCCUGGGUUAAGCAUCAGACUGUCGGGCAUCCCUGAUGCUGGGCUUGGAGUGUGGAAGGAGGCAUCAGAUCUGCUGCUGGGCCUGCACUUUGGCCAUGAGGGCAAGAUCACAGACGAUGAAGAGGUCGCCAACAGUGGAUACGCCUGGCUGAUCACCAAAGGGAGAAACUGCUACGAGUAUGUGGAUGGAAACGACAUGUCUUGGGCCAACUGGAUGAGGUAUGUGAACUGUGCCCGGGACAAUGAGGAGCAGAACAUGGUGGCCUUCCAGUAUCACGGGCAGAUCUUCUACCGAACCUGCCAGGUGGUCAGGCCGGGCUGUGAGCUGCUGGUCUGUUACGGGGACGAGUAUGAUCAGGACCUUGGCAUCAAGAGGAACAGCAGGGGGAAGAGUGAGCUCACGACCCAGCACCAAAGCCCAAGAUCCACCCAUAUGCCUCCUGCUCUCUGGCCUUCUCCAGUCAGAAAUUCCUCAGCCAACAGACCCAACGCAGGCACCCCUCUCAGACUCUCCUUAGACCAUCUGAAAGAGACCUCCUCCAACCAGAGGAUCCCUGCCCAGGCAAUCAAAAUCAGCGAUUUUCAGAUCCACACAGCCCUAGUGUCAAACCUGAGGGUCAGGAGGCCAAGAACAGGGCCCAACAAUUGCUGA
Messenger RNA from Dama dama (fallow deer), 1413 nucleotides. Its product is annotated as histone-lysine N-methyltransferase PRDM7-like. Gene Ontology annotation, cellular component: nucleus. Gene Ontology annotation, molecular function: histone H3K4 methyltransferase activity; histone H3K36 methyltransferase activity; protein binding. Gene Ontology annotation, biological process: regulation of DNA-templated transcription; positive regulation of reciprocal meiotic recombination. NCBI's taxonomy places the organism in Eukaryota, Metazoa, Chordata, Mammalia, Artiodactyla, Cervidae. The record is from RefSeq and is a predicted model, not a curated record.